AAAAGCAAAGGUAACUUUGAAAUGAAAAAGUGCUGUAGCCAUGGCUUCGAUCAGAGCUGUGGCCUUUGAGGGCAUUAGUGAUGUCGAAUCCAUCGUUGGCGGCGAUGGCUACAGUGUGUAUUGCUCGACUAGUUGUUGCUCCAUUUCUAGGACCUGGUUGAGCUGUGAUUGCUAACAGUAACAGCAACAAGGAAACCAGAACAAAUCAAUAGCUGUGUCACUUAGCCGAUCUUUUGUUCUGCCUGUAGAAGCCAGCUACGCCGAAUAAAACUGCAGCGUCGUUGCCUGCAACUCCUGAGCGACAAAAUGCAGCUGAAAGUUUUCUUAAAAUUUUGGAUACUUUGCCAGAUUUCGGCCUAGCUAUUUAAUGUUCUACCUUAUCUUUGAACCUUAAGUAUGUUUAAUUGAAUGUGUAUGAUAUUGUGAAAAACGUAAUUUACGUAUUCUCCUUGAUCGAGUACCUUGUUCAUGACGUUGCUGUGUCUCAUUCUUACCUCGAACUUGGAAAAUGGAAAAAAGCGGAGUGACUCCGCGGUACAAGCUCUUUACUAUUGCUGCUUUUUGACCACGAGAACGUCGAUGGAGCAUGUCUCAAGCAUAAUACCCGAAUUGCAAAAUGAUGAACAUACAUAGAAGGUACAACAAGUUAUUGCUAGGGGAGCACCUUGGUAAAUUCCCUGUUCCUCUAUUGAUGAACACUAUUCAUUUCUCCAUGCAAGCCAUUAUAUCAUCACUCCUUGUACAUUUUUGGUGUGGAAAAACCCAAAGUCAUAUUCGAAUGACAUGGAAGGAUUAUUUCAUUAGAGUGGUUCCAACAGCUGUCGCAACUGCAUUGGGUAUUGACCUGAGCAACAUCUCCAUUGUAGUUAUUUCUAUUUCUUUUGCUACCAUGGUCAAAUCUGGAGCACCUGUAUUUCUUCUCCUCUUUGCGUUUGCUUUCAAGUUGGAAGUGCCCAGUUUUAAGCUAAUGGGAAUCAUUGUAGUGAUCUCCUUGGGGGUGUUGCUCACUGUUGCAAAGGAGACUGAGUUUGAAAUUCGUGGAUUCAUUCUCGUGUUGUUGGCAACUGUUAUGUCGGGUUUUCGGUGGACCGUGACACAGCUUCUCCUGCAGAGAGAAGAAUAUGGUUUGAGCAACCCGUUUGCAGCAAUGAGUUACCUUACACCCGUUAUGGCUAUUAUUACUCUUAUAUUCUCAUUGGUUUUAGAGCCCUGGCACAAGCUUGGUGAGACGGCUCACUUUGAUACCCCACGUCAUUUAUUUGAUAGCUGUGCGCUGAUGCUGCUUGGAGCACUCGCUUUUUUCAUGGUUAUGGCUGAGUACUUUCUGAUCGCUGAGACAAGUGCGGUGACUCUGACCAUUGCUGGUGUCGUUAAGGAGGUUGUGACCAUCGUGGUUGCUGUCUUCGUUUUCAAAGAUGAGUUCACGUGGCUGAAGGGCAUGGGUUUGGUUGUCAUCUUCAUUGGUGUUAGUCUCUUCAACUGGUUCAAGUACCAGAAGCUGGUCGAAGGGGGUCUAGGUGACCAUACGCUUGAAGACAAUCGAAGUUCUCCCAAGUAUGCGGUUGUCGACGAUGAAACCGCCGAAACCUUUGAACUUGAAGAUGACGUUGAUCACGUAUUGUAACAUCGUACGAGAGGUUAUGCUCCACCGGUCUAACGCUCACAGGUUUCAGCACCGUGUUUGCAAAUUUAUCUUUAAUUAAAUUCUUGGCAAGUCCAAGAGAUUAUUUUGCAAGGCAUUCCUUUUGGAUCAAUUUUGUUAAUAAUUUGGGAACUGCUGCAAUGAGCAGAGACGUGCGGGAGCAGUUAAGUCAGGUUUCGAGAAAGAAUCCCGCUUUCAUCAUACGAACUUGAAUAUGGUCAGCUAGUGGAGGUGGCAGGAAUCUCAGUUACAUAGAGCCUUAAUCAUGAUAUUUGUGUUCCAUAGCUCACAAUUAGCGUCUUCGACAGAGGCCAUUCAAGAGCUCAGUUAAGAUGGGUUUAUUAUUGUCGGCAGCUUGUUGCCACAAUUGUGCAUGAAAACACUCUUGGUGUCAUCGCACUUGAUGACGGACUCCAAGCAUUCCAAGAUCCGUGCCUCCGAUGACGAUGCGUUUUCAUCCUCACCAGUGUAUCUUCUCCUGAUCAGUAUGACCGUUCUUCACUGAAAGUGUCGAAUGCGUAAUCUCCUAAAAUUCUCGAGUACUCGAAGUUACUGGCAAGGUGACUAGCAUUAGCGACGUCAGCGGGAAAUUAUCGUCAUCUACUUAGCUGUUGGGCAUAAUGUUCAAGGCCCUUCAAUAGUUUACGACUGUGAGAUUGUGUAGCAAAUAUAACUGAGGAAGUGAGCAUCGAAGCAAGAGCAUGUCUACACUAAUCGAGGAGUUUGUGAGGAGCACGCUGGCUCCCGGUGUUUUGCAUUCUCGUGGCGGCAAUCCCUAAUUUUGUUCUUUAAUUCGAUUCAUUCACAUGUUGAAAAAGUACA
Molecule: messenger RNA, 2464 nt
Organism: Physcomitrium patens
Lineage: Eukaryota; Viridiplantae; Streptophyta; Bryopsida; Funariales; Funariaceae
Product: putative sugar phosphate/phosphate translocator At1g06470
Source: RefSeq, a predicted model, not a curated record